Periophthalmus magnuspinnatus is the source of this 2079-nucleotide messenger RNA. It is a transcript of the gene cdc7, whose product is annotated as cell division cycle 7 homolog (S. cerevisiae). Bases 205 to 1947 code for a protein of 580 amino acids. Gene Ontology annotation, cellular component: nucleus. Gene Ontology annotation, biological process: protein phosphorylation; mitotic DNA damage checkpoint signaling. The record is from RefSeq and is a predicted model, not a curated record. Gene Ontology annotation, molecular function: protein serine/threonine kinase activity; ATP binding. The transcript is spliced from 12 exons. Lineage: Eukaryota; Metazoa; Chordata; Actinopteri; Gobiiformes; Gobiidae.
GUCACUUUAAGCGCGGGGUUUGUUGUUGGCGGAACUUCUGUCUCUUACAGCUCUUAUCUUGCCUUUUUGACCGUGUUAUGCAUUUUAUUUUAUAUCCUUGUCAUAUUAUAUGCUCAAAACAGUAACGCAAAUGUGUAACAAUUUGAGCACGUGUUUGUAAGACGUUUAUUCCGGGAUAUUUGCACUUUCAAAACGCCAAAAGCGAUGGAGGUGGUUCUUACUCACAAUGAACCCAUCAACACGGAGGAAUGUCCCAAACCUGAGAAAUCCCACAAGAGGAGUAAAAUUUCAAGAGAUGUAGAGACAGAUAUUGAGCUCCUCUAUAAAGCUGUUCCUCAAAUUGGGAAAGUGUUCCGCAUCAUUGAUAAAAUUGGGGAAGGUACUUUCAGCUCCGUUUACCUAGGAGAGGCCCAGAUGCAUGAUGGGAGUCGACAAAAAUUUGCCCUUAAACACCUGAUUCCCACGAGCCACCCAACGCGGAUUGCUGCGGAGCUCCAGUGCCUCACCCUGGCCGGAGGCCAAGAAAAUGUGAUGGGAGUGACGUACUGCUUCAGAAAAGAGGACCACGUGGUAAUUGUCAUGCCUUACCUGGAGCAUAAAGCCAUAGUGGACAUCAUCAGCUCGCUCAGCUUUGAGGAGGUGCGUCUCUACAUCUACAACCUGCUCAGAGCUCUGAAGCACAUCCACCAGUUUGGGAUCAUUCACCGAGACAUAAAACCCAACAACUUUCUCUACAACAGGAAGACCAAAGAAUACGCCCUGGUAGACUUCGGCCUGGCCCAGGGCACCGCAGACACUCAGAUCGACCUCUUGAAGGUUAGCAGGUCUCACAGAGGCUCUGGGUCUCCUGUCAAAACCCAGAGAGCCAAUAAGAGCCGACCCCUCCCUCCUCACACCCACCCCACUGCCUCCACCUCUGCCCCCCUUCCUCCCCCUGUCUCUGCCUCCACCUCCUCCUCUACUAUCUCCAGGAAGGUGAUCCCCAAGCGCCGCACUGUCACCGGGGGCUCCACUGCACGCUCCAAGCACUCUAAGGACUUGUCAGGUCUCCGUAAAGUGCAGCGGCCCGUCUUUGGAGAGAGGAACAUAAACAGCUGUACUCAGGUCUCUGCCACCACCAAAGCCACAUCUGCUCAAACUGAAUUUGUGAAGGUGGCAAAAGCAGAGGACCCAGCAAAUCGAAGGUACUUGUCGGCUGGCCGUGGCUCCGCCGCUCUCAAGAGUCAGGGAGCCAAUCAGAAGCCCCAGAGAGCUGUGCCGCUCGGUGUCACCUGUAGCUGCUUCCAGACUGACCGUGUCUGUAAUAUCUGUUUAUCCAGGAAGCAGCAGAUCGCACCUCGGGCUGGGACUCCGGGCUUCAGGGCUCCAGAAGUCCUCACCAAGUGUCCGAAUCAGGGAACAGCUAUAGACGUGUGGUCGGCCGGGGUGAUCCUGCUCUCUCUGCUCAGUGGGAGGUAUCCAUUCUUUAAAGCCAGUGACGACCUCAUCGCCCUCAGUCAGAUCAUGACCAUCCGCGGCUCCAGAGAAACCAUUCAGGCAGCCAAAGCAUUCGGUAAAUCUAUAGUAUGUAGCCGGGAGCUCCCCCGUCAGGACCUACGUGUACUGUGUGAGACCCUAAGAGGGCACAGACCGUCCCCCGAUGAUGAUGAUUAUGUCACACCUCUACCUCAAAACAACGGCACUGUCUCCGGAAAACCCCCUAUCCCCGAUGAGACGCCCACUCACCGACCCAUCGAGGAGCAAGUCAAACCAGAGGACACUUAUGACAACACUUCCCUGCACACGGGGCACAUGGAGACGGAGCAGUGGGAUGGGGGAUGGGGCGGGGUUCCAGACGAGGCCUACGAUCUCUUGGACAGACUGUUGGAGUUGAAUCCGGCCAAGAGGAUCACAGCGGCGGACGCACUCACACACCCACUGUUUACAGAUCUGAUACAACUCACCUGAUGGACUGGAGUGAGUGAGGUCAGCGAGAUGAGAGUGUGCGCCUCAUAAGUGUGUCGCAGUAUCACAUGAGCUAAGGCUUGACUACAGUUUUGAACUUUAAACAGGUAAAUGAUGUUUUAAGGUAUUUUGAGG